AAUUCUCAGUGUACACCUGCCGCACGCGGGGGGGGGAGUCGAAUGGGAUCAAAGCAGGUCCCUCAUUGGACCGAAACAAAGAUGAUGUCACAUGUUGCCACAGUGAUGCUUUUAGUUUUUGUGUUUGUUUUUUAUUAUUCAAAUCAACAGUUCUGAUACUUGGUUAAGACUGGCGCCAGGCGGAAUCCUCAAAUUUCCAAAUCCGCCGCUUUUCAGGAGAGCAAAGAAACGGCACGUUUGUUGAACCUUCGUCAAAAAGAGUAAGACAUGGCUCUCUAAACUACGGCCUGGGAGCCAUUUCCGGCCUGCCAUCCAUUUUUGAGCGGCCCUCGGCAUAUACUAAAAGUAAGAUUUGACACUUUGAAGCUUUGUAGGUGGAAUUCUUUCCCCUUCUUGCUCGAUGUACAGCUUCAGCAGUUCAACAGUCCGGGGUCUCCGUUGUCGUAUUUUACGCUUCAUAAUGCGCCUCACAUUUUCAAUGGGACUGCAGGCAGGCCAGUCUAGUACCCGCACUCUUUUACUACGAAGCCACGCUGUUGUAACACGUGCAGAAUGUGGUUUGGCAUUGUCUUGCUGAAAUAAGCAGGGGGGUCCAUGAAAAAGACGUUGCUUGGAUGGCAGCAUAUGUUUCUCCAAAACCUGUAUGUACCUUUCAGCGUUAAUGGUGCCUUCACAGAUGUGUAAGUUCCCCAUGCCAUUGGCACUAACACAGCCCCAUACCAUCACAAAUGCCGGCUUUUGAACUUUGCGUCCAUAACAGUCCGGAUGGUUCUUUUCCUCUUUGGCCUGGAGGACGCGACGUCCACAAUUUCCAAAAACAAUUUGAAAUGCGGACUCAUUGGACCAGAGAACAACGCCAAACUGUAUUUACUGACAUUGGUUUUCUGAAGUGUUCUUGAGCCCACGCGGUGAUAUCCUUUACACAUCGGUGUCGGUUUUUGAUGCAGUGCCGCCUGAGGGAUCGAAGGUCACGGGCAUUUGAUGUCGGUUUUCGGCCUUGCCGCUUCCAUGCAGUGAUUUCUCCAGAUUCUCUGAACCUUUUGAUGAUAUUCUGGACCGUAGAUGAUGAAAUCCCUCAAUUCCUCCCAAUUGUACGUUGAGGAACAUUGUCCUUAAACUGUUGGACAAUUUUCUCAGGCACUUGUUCACCUCGCCCCAUCUUUGCUUGUGAAUGACUGAGCAAUUCAGGGAAGCAAUCACGGCCCCCACCUGUCCCCAAUGAGCCUGUUCACCUGUGGGAUGUUCCAAACACGUGUUGGAUGAGCAUUCCUCAAAUUUCUCGCCACCUGUUUCAGCUUUUUUUGGAACGUGUUGCAGCCAUCAAAUCCCAAGUUCAUGAUUAUUUGCUCAAAACAAUCAAGUUGAUCAGUUUGAACAUUAAAUAUCUCGUCUUUGUAGUGUAUUAAACAUAGGUUGAACAUGAUUUGCGAAUCAUUGUGUUCUCUUUUUAUUUAUGUUUAAAACAACAUCCCAACUUCAUUGGAAUUGGGGUUGUAUUUACUACUAAACUCAUAACAUUUCCACUCAUAGUCUCACUGAAAAAGAUCCGUUUCAGAAGCAAAUCACGACAAUUACCAAUUGUCAUUGCAAACGCCACUGACUGCCAUGAACCGUGUUCGCCUCUAUUGUACCCGCAUGUCUGGAGCACUCGGGAGCAGGAAUGCAGCACGCGCAAGCCGGCGCACGCCGAAACACCGCACACGCCCGCCGACCUCUUCGCGGGAGCCGCUUCCGCCUCGGCCGUGCCGACAUGCGAGGGUACCGCGGUGUCAAGUACGUCCUGUUUUUCUUCUGCUACGUCUUCUGGGUGCUGAGCGCCAUACUGAUCGCGGUGGGAAUUUAUGCCAAGGUCGCCAAGGAGAAAGAUGUUGUGGACACUUUGGCGUUGGACCCUGCACUGCUCUUCAUGGCGAUUGGCUCCCUGACUUUCGUCAUCACGUUCCUGGGAUGUUUCGGCGCACUGCGUAACGCCACUUGCCCGCUCAAGAUGUUUGCGUCCAUCGUGGCUGUGUUGCUCCUCCUGCAGCUGACGGCGGCAAUUGCGGGUUACCUGUUCAGUGACGUGGUGAUAGAGCGGACGGAGCGUCUGAUGAUGAAAAGCGUCGUCCGCUAUCGGGAGGAUCGGGACUUGGACAACGCCAUCGACUUCGUCCAGAAGAAGUUCCAGUGCUGCGGCGUGGACGGCUACAAGGACUGGUCCGGGAACGCCUACUUCGAGUGUUCCGACUCCAAUCCCAGCUCGGAGGCCUGCGGCGUUCCCUUCUCCUGCUGCGUUGCCCCCGGCAACCGGACGGUGCCGAACACCAUGUGCGGUUUCGGGACGCAGCGGGCCUCGCGGGACAUCUUCCUGGCGGGAUGUCUGGACAAGAUCGUGCGGUGGCUGGACCGAAACAUCAGGACGGUGGCGGGGCUCGCCGGCGGACUGCUGCUCCUCGAGACGUGCGUGAUGUCGCUGGCUUUGGCUCAGGCGUGUUGGAUCAACAAAGUUCGGCGGCGUGCGGCGGCGCUAGCGAGCAGGAGACCAUCGCACAAGAAAGACCACCUGUGGUUUCCCGCCUUCGCCCACUUUGACGACCAAUGAGAUGACAUCGCAACUGAAAACCCGUUUCCAUGGUAGGUACAGGAACGACUACAGGAAGUGCAUCCUGGGUUCCGGCGGAUCGGCGGACGCCUCGGACAUGUUGAGGAAAUUCCUCAGGCGUGAACCCAAACAAGAAGCUUUCCUUAUCGGCAAAGGCCUCACCCUGGACCUGGAACCCGCAACGCCCCGUCCGUGCCGAACAAAACACGCAUGCACGUGCUCGCCAACAACUACCAAUAAAAGUCCUUCACAGCA
Messenger RNA from Phyllopteryx taeniolatus (common seadragon), 2836 nucleotides. RefSeq lists its product as uncharacterized. The record is from RefSeq and is a predicted model, not a curated record. Bases 1661 to 2581 code for a protein of 306 amino acids. The transcript has 9 exons. Lineage: Eukaryota; Metazoa; Chordata; Actinopteri; Syngnathiformes; Syngnathidae. Gene Ontology annotation, cellular component: membrane.